Molecule: messenger RNA, 359 nt
Organism: Funneliformis mosseae
Lineage: Eukaryota; Fungi; Glomeromycota; Glomeromycetes; Glomerales; Glomeraceae
Source: the annotation of a GenBank genome assembly
GAUGCAAGCCUCCACAAGGAGUCAAUCCUAAAGCCGAGACAACUGUUCCAAAUAAUAGAGAUAAGAAACAUAAAAUAACUACUUAUACAACAAUCACAAUCACAAAUACAUUAUAUUAUGACGGUUAUGCCACAACAAUUACAACAAUUAACUCUCUAGGAAAUAUUACAACCUUCGCAACAUACAUUUCUCCAUCCACUGUAAUUACGGUAAAAACAAUGGUCUCACCAGUCACACUUGCUGAUGAUGAAGACAAGUCGAGUACGACGAUAAGAUUACAUGAACUUAAUAACCACAGCUUAUGGGUAAUUAGUUUGAUUGUAGUCGUCGCAUCUUUAGUAAUUAGUGUUUUUGUAUAA